Sodiomyces alkalinus F11 is the source of this 1903-nucleotide messenger RNA. RefSeq lists its product as hypothetical. The record is from RefSeq and is a predicted model, not a curated record. Lineage: Eukaryota; Fungi; Ascomycota; Sordariomycetes; Glomerellales; Plectosphaerellaceae. Bases 235 to 1656 code for a protein of 473 amino acids. The transcript has a single exon.
CCACUAUGGCCGUCUGUCGGUUGGCUCGUGACGUCGCCUGCCAGUCCUUCGGCACGGCCUUUCAGGCGUGCGUCCAUCGAAGGGACAUAGGACGAAAUAGAGCGCCUGCCUGUCUAUCUGCCUAACUUUCUCAUUGCCUACCUUCUGCCUGGGUUCUUUAUAAAUAAGACCCGAGGCUGUUCCUCAGGUUCGUGAGGGGCGUCAGUCGCGGCGCUCACAAUCUGGACACACGGCAUGGUGACCCUUGACUUCAACGCGCUGCUCCGGACGGAGGAUUGGAUCGAAGAGCUCGGCAGUCUGCUUCCCCUCUCCGCCCUGCUCGACUUCCUUGAUGCAUCCCGCGUCUUACACAUCUACCAGCUCACCGGCGCGACGGCCUGGUGGUGCUGGCCCAUUACCCCGGCCGGCUUCCGGAUGCUCCUCUCGCGCCGAGCGACCGACGAGACCUGUCUGCUCGACGACUUCGAUGCGAGCACGACGCCCGUGUGUCUCGAUGGCCGCUAUGGCGAUAAGUACCCCCUCGCCAACCCCGAGACCCUGCGCCUGUGCCUGGGCGCCGCGAAGCCGCACCCCGUCCCGAAUACGCACAAGAACAUGCUCCGCAGAGACGUCCGCCCGCACACCGUCGAUCUCGUGCACGUCACGCGCCGCCCCUCGCAUCAGGACAAGCCGCCGUUGUUCUUCUCGAACAAUCUCUUUGCUUUCUUCUCUCGCCUCGCGGGCUGGAUCGUCUGGGGCCUUCUGAUGGCCUUCUCGGUCGUUUCCGCCAGCUGGCUUCUUCUGACCUUCCUCCUGCUGGUCACCGCGACCGGCUGCGUUGUGGCCAAUCUCUUUCCCCCCGGCCCGCGAAGCCUCCGCGUCGACCACGGCAGCGAGUACAAUCGCCUCGUUCUCUCGGCGCAGCACAUGAACGCCACGCACUGGACCAUCUAUUACGGCGAGAGCAGCGUGGUCAAUUCGCUUCUCAACUGGCCGCUGCGGCUGGAAAGCGCGCCCGAACCAAUAGCAGCCGAGCGACAGGAAUCGCGGGCCGUCUGGUUAAGGUGGCUCCUGCGCGUGCUUAUUCUCGGCCAGUGGGCCAUGACCGUCGGCGCCGCGGCGCUCAAGGACUGGAACGCAUACGGCAUCAGCUUUUGGAUCUUCUUCUGCAUCUUCAUGAACGCCUGGAGCUUCGCUACCGAGCACAGCGUCGGCAUCUGGUUGCGGCAUGCCGCCGUCGGCCUAGAGAGGUAUACGGUGCAAGUGAGCUCGCGCCGGGCACUGCUCAAUCUGGUGCUGGCGCUGAACCCGGACACGUUUGCACUGGACGCGCGAACCCAGAAGACAGAGGUGAGUCGCUUCUCGCCUGGGGCGGUGUUGUGGAUGGACGACAUUCUCAAGGCGGGGGAGUCUCGUUCUGCCUGGGAGGACGCCUCCCGGUUGGCCAUGAUUGGUGCGAUGGAAGCCAAUGGCACAGAAACGGGCAUCGGCGACGAUAUAGGCGGCACACAAAAGGACAAGUGUAUGGCUGCUGCCGAAGCAGCGCUCGAGGGGUAUUCUCGGAUGUACUGGUUCGACUUCAUCGGCGAAGGCAUUCAAGUCGCACAAGGAUUGACAGGGGCUGCAGGGCUUGGAGGAAGGCUGGCCACCAAAUCGCCAUCCUCCAGGCAACAAUAGUUACACAGUAUGCAGCCCUUCAGUUGAGAUCCUCGAAUAUCGCUAUUACCGCCUGCUUGACCAUGUCUACACGAUUAUGACAAGACCAGAUCGAAACAGAAUCUUCAGCACGAGAGAGAACGGGAUUGUAGGGCGAGUGAGUGACCUGAUGGGAAGGUUUUAUAGCAGAAACAAGCGUAGAAGCAGGGCCGUACUAUAUAUAGAUUGCUCUAUGAGGGUUAUCUCAUUACUUGUCGAAUUGCCGUUA